Molecule: messenger RNA, 1446 nt
Organism: Acaulospora colombiana
Lineage: Eukaryota; Fungi; Glomeromycota; Glomeromycetes; Diversisporales; Acaulosporaceae
Source: the annotation of a GenBank genome assembly
GUACGACCGGUAGGGGCAACGAAAUGCAGAUAGGUACAUACAUUAGUAAAACGAUAAAUUCUGAAAUGUCUGCAAACGUAAUCGAUUUAUGUCCCGUUGGUGCUUUGACCGCUAAACCGUAUGCCUUCACUUAUCGAUCCUGGGAACUCAAGAGAACCGAGUCAAUUGACGUUCUUGAUGCAAUUGGUAGUAACAUCAGGGUGGAUUCCCGGGGAGUUGAGGUCAUGCGCGUCUUGCCUAGAAUCAAUGAUGAUAUAAACGAAGAGUGGAUUUCCGAUAAGACGAGAUUCGCAUUCGACGGACUCAAGAGACAACGUCUUACCAUGCCGUUGAUUCGAACCGGGGACAAGUUUCUGCCCGCAACAUGGGAGCAAGCCUUGGAACGCGUGGCCAGUGAAAUUCAAAAUGUAAAAGGAUCAGAAGCCAAGGCGAUCGCUGGGCAACUUGUGGAUGCUGAAAGCUUGGUUGCACUAAAGGAUCUUUUCAAUCGCAUUGGCAGCGAUAAUUUUGCUAUCGACGUUUUCAACGGCUCCAAGAUUCCCACUCACGGGAUCGACUUCCGUUCCAACUACCUCCUCAACAGCAAGAUAACGGGAGUUGAGAGUGCCGACGUACUUUUACUAAUCGGUGUCAAUCCUCGUCACGAGGGUCCUAUCCUUAACACCAGGAUUCGGAAGGGUUACCUUCAUCAUGGAUUGGAUAUAGGGUUGAUAGGUCACCCCAGUGAUACUAGUUACGAAUAUGAUCACAUUGGCGCUAGUAGUGACGCUCUCGAUUCCAUUAUAAACGAAAAUCAUCCAUUCGCAAAAAAAAUAGCGGAAUCUCGAAAACCAUUAAUCAUAGUGGGGAGUGGAGUCUUGGAAAAUCCCGAUAGCGCGUAUAUUUUCUCCGCGGUCGCCGAAAUAACAAGCAAAUAUAGGAGCAAGUUCUUCCAAGAUAAUUGGAAUGGCUUCAAUGUCUUGCAAAGGGCUGCAAGUCAUACUGCGGCUUAUGACAUAGGUUUUGUUCCAUCGGGAAAUUCAAGUGAAGUUACGCCAAAGUUCAUAUAUCUAUUGGGCGCGGACGAGAUAAAACCUCAGGACAUCCCAAAGGGUGCAUUCGUUGUCUAUCAAGGACAUCAUGGUGAUACGGGUGCGCAUUACGCCGAUGUCAUUCUCCCAGGGGCCGCAUACACGGAAAAAAGUGCGACAUACGUAAACACCGAAGGUCGUCCACAACUUACUCGGGCUGCCGUUCCUCCACCAGCUGCCGCACGAGAAGAUUGGAAGAUCAUCCGCGCCUUAUCGGAGGUUUCCGGUUUCACUCUGCCGUACGACGAUGUUCCGUCUAUUCGUGACCGUAUGAGUGAAAUUGCUCCGCAUCUUACCCGUCAUGAUAUAAUCGAACACACCAGCAAUCCCGAACUCGGAAUCAAACAUCUUGUAAAUCACGCAGCAAAACCAUCAG